AUGGGCUUCCAGAACAAACGAGUUGUUGUUAUCGGCGGUGGCCUCGGCGGCAUGGCCUUCAUGAACGCCGCCCAAUACGCUGGCCUGAAGAAUAUCCAAUGCUACGAACAAGCCCACCAAUUCAGCGAGGUUGGCGCUGGAGUCGACCUCUCCGCCAACGCAAACCGUAUCCUUGACGCAUUCGGUCUGCAGGAAUCCCUGCUAAGCCGCUCCUCGCCCCAACUCCCUUACUAUAUGCAAUACCACAACUACAAAUCCGGCGAGUACCUCGGUCACAUCGAAGAAUUCUCCCAGCCCCACGCCCGUCUAAUCCACCGAGCUCACCUCCUCGACUCGCUUAAAGAGCCGGUACCAGAAGAGCUUCUUCAUCUACAGAAGCGCCUCGCUCGACUCGACCGCAAUACCGGCCCUGACGCGGCUCCAUAUACUCUACACUUCGAGGACGGUACCAGCACGGACGCUGAUAUCGUGAUCGGAUGCGAUGGUAUCAAAUCCCGUGUUCGCCGUGAGCUAGGCUUCGAAGACUCGCCAAAUUACUCCGGCCAGGUUGUUUACCGUGGUUUCGUCGAUUACAAGGAUCUACCUGAAGACACUGCAAAGCUGCUCCACAAUGUUGUCAACUUCCGCGGCCCGAAGCGGCAUAUUCUAUGCCUCCCCAUUGGCAACCCGACUACGCAGACUGACCGUGUUGGCGUGAUCGGAUUUAUGUCCGAGCCGCUUGAAUCCUGGGAUUCGGAGAACUGGAUGGCUCGUUCGGAAAUCGGAUCUUUGCACGAGCACGUUACGGCCUGGUGUCCCCAGGUGCAGGAUAUAAUUAAGGGUCUCAAUGCAGGAUCACCAGACGGGCGGAUGAUGAAGCAAGCACUAUACGUACGUGAGCCGAUUGCCAAAUGGUUCGAGAUGAAGGAUGGGCAGAAAGAUGCGGGAAUCGUUCUGCUCGGUGAUGCUGUCCACUCCACACUCCCUCACCAGGGUCAGGGUGUCUGUAUGGCAAUCGAAUCUGGCAUUGCAUUGGCUACGAUUCUUACGCACUGGAAGAAUGACGAUUUGCAGGCUGCAUUCCAGUUUUAUCAGGAUCUGCGCAAGCCUCGCACCGAUCGGGUUACGAGAACUAGUUUUGAAGCUGGAAAACUUGCUAGCUCGGAUGAUCCUGAUCACCUGAGUGAUAAGUUUAACCCUGAAGCACUUAUGGAGCGCAUGAAGUGGAUUAUGGAGUACAAUGUGCUUGAUGACUUGAAGGCUAAGGGGGCCGAGUCUAUGGACUUCAGUGGACAGAAGGUUUAA
This is a messenger RNA of Penicillium odoratum, 1284 nucleotides long. RefSeq lists its product as uncharacterized. The transcript has 2 exons. Gene Ontology annotation, molecular function: FAD binding. Lineage: Eukaryota; Fungi; Ascomycota; Eurotiomycetes; Eurotiales; Aspergillaceae. The record is from RefSeq and is a predicted model, not a curated record. Gene Ontology annotation, biological process: secondary metabolite biosynthetic process. The coding region runs from base 1 to 1284 and encodes 427 amino acids.